This is a messenger RNA of Helobdella robusta, 816 nucleotides long. RefSeq lists its product as hypothetical. The record is from RefSeq and is a predicted model, not a curated record. The annotation marks the transcript as partial. Lineage: Eukaryota; Metazoa; Annelida; Clitellata; Rhynchobdellida; Glossiphoniidae. The transcript has a single exon.
GAAGUAGCUCAUUUUUUUUUAUUCACGAAUGUUAUUUUAUUCACAAAUCCCUCGCAAGAAAUUCCUAGCUGCGUUAUAUUGACAGAUCGUUACGUUCACUUUAUUUCUAAUUCUGGACUUUUAUCCUCUCAUUUUAAAACUUUUUACUCAGUAAAUGAAAAACGCUGCAUUUUUUUGGACGGCCGUUCGAAGGAAAAAUUAGAAGCAAGUCAACUUGCCGAAUUAGAGGUUUACUUAAAAAUUGAUUUGCAACAAUUGGGUGAAGUAAAUUUGGGUAUGUUUGGAGAAUUUUUUCGCCUUUUGGUUCAGAAUGAUCGAAAUUCUAUAGCUUGUUGCAUAACUCGAGACAAUCUAUCGACACAAAUGUUUCUUAACAAGCUUCUAGAGUGCUUGUCAAAAAUACGCCCUGCUUUACCCGUUGAAGUACAGAGUCCGUAUGAAAUGUACAAGAUAUCUAAAAAACACCGACUGAAUCCGAAUAAUUACUCGAUUUUUCGGCAUUCUAUGACAGGAUCAUAUGACGAUGUUGUUGUUUAUUACGACGUUAGUUUUAUAUAUCCGUCUGAUGAAACUCUAACUGACAUCGCAUCCACCAUGGAUAACAAACUAUCAUCUGUUCCGCUCGAUUGGAAAAUAUAUUUCUAUCUAGCUUGCCAUUUAAUUUCGGUUGAAAACAUUACAAAUAAUUCUGCUCAUUUAACUUUACAUCCAGUUAACUUGUUGAUCACUGAAAACUCUGUCGCCAUUCUUGAAGAAGACUACGUUAGUUACCCGUCACCGAGGAUCCAUAAAUUUCCACCUGACAAGCCUCAGUUC